Messenger RNA from Anguilla rostrata (American eel), 1572 nucleotides. Its product is annotated as clusterin-like protein 1. Gene Ontology annotation, molecular function: misfolded protein binding. The coding region runs from base 44 to 1273 and encodes 409 amino acids. The transcript is spliced from 8 exons. The record is from RefSeq and is a predicted model, not a curated record. Gene Ontology annotation, cellular component: nucleus. Lineage: Eukaryota; Metazoa; Chordata; Actinopteri; Anguilliformes; Anguillidae.
CACAGAGCUGUCUCUGGAGGGUGGGAGGUACGUGGAGGAGGAGAUGAGGAGAGCGCUGAUGGGAGUGAAACAGAUGAAGGAGAUCAUGGAGAGGAAUGAGGAGAAGCACGGUCACCUCAUGAAGACCCUGAAGCACAGCAGCGAGAAGAAAAAGGGGGCAGCACAGUUGGCCAAAGAGGUGGAGCAGAAGCUGGGGGAGGCGGAGCAGCACUGCCAGGAGUCACUGAAGUCCUCCUGGGAGGAGUGUCGGCCCUGCCUGGAGGAAGUCUGCAAGGCCUUCUACACCUCCACCUGCAGACGCGGCUUCUCCGCCUUCACCUACAAGGUGGAGCAGUUCUUCCAGAAGAUGACCUCCCUGGCCAAUCAGGAGGUCCUGCUGGUGAACGGCAGCUCUGAGGACCUGGACGUGGAGGUGCUGCAGGUGGAGGACUCCUUCGGCAGGCUCCUGCGUCGGGUGGGCAGCCUGUACGACCGGAGCGUGGCGCUGGCGACCAGCAUGCAUCAGGAGUUCGCCCAGGUGUUCCGUGCGGUCUUCUCUCCGGAGACCAGCGGGGGCAGCGUUGAGCACCUCGCUCAGGCACAGGGAGAGCCGGAUUCCUCGGACUUCUUCCAGGGCGUCGGGCUGGACGAUGUGCUGGAGACCUUCUUCAAUUUCAGCAGGAGCGUGCUCCAGGAGUUCAGCUCGGCCGUCACGCAGGUGUUCGACGACAUUCACCAGACCUUCCAGGAAUCGGCCGUGCAAAAUGAUAAAAAGGCGUUCCCUCGCUGGGUCCCGUCCCGGAGCAGACAGCUGUGCGCAGAUCUGCGCAGACAGACGUCCGAGUGCUGGCAGCUGAGCAGCCGGUGUGCGCCCUGCCAGGGAAAACUGCUGGAGGAGUGCCCCAGUGUGCGCGACCUGCAGGUGGAGCUGAGCGAGGUGUCCCAGCUGCUCCAGGUGGCCAGCCAGCAGUACGAGGAGGUGCUGCAGAUCGUGAAGCACCACACGGAGGACACCGUCAGCUGGCUCAGCAACAUGGCCUCCAGCUUCGGCUGGGUCGCAGAGCUCACCCUCAACAGCACUGGGGAGCCGGAGAACUUCUUCAGCAUCUCCACAGUGGUUCCCCAGCCAGAGGCUGGUGAUGACAGCACGGUGGAGGUGAACAUCCUGAGCUCCCCCCUGCUCACCCUGAGCGUACCUGCUGAGCUGCAGGUGGACGACCCCGCCUUCAUCCAGUACGUGGCCCAGGAGGCGCUGGGCAGGUACAAGCUCCUGCUCAGGCACGAUGAAGACUGAGCUGACUCAAACCCUGCCUGUGUCGACACGUCCCAGCACAGAUCCCAACGGCAGCCCUCCCGUCUAAUCCUCAGACUGUACUUCCCAACAUGAAGGCACUUGUGUUUCCUGCAGUACCAGGUUCACGGCGUGCUAGCUAAACACAAACUAUAUUUACAUAAUGUGAAAAGUAAACAAAACAUUCAUUAUCUAUUGAUAGUUUGUUGUUAAUGUGUUAUAUAUUUGUAAACUUAAUUUAAUGUGUGCUAUACAAUUGAGUAUCAAUUCCUGGUGUUUUGAUUAAAUUAUUAAACCAUGAA